This is a messenger RNA of Dipodomys spectabilis (banner-tailed kangaroo rat), 4787 nucleotides long. RefSeq names its product phospholipase D1 (gene Pld1). Bases 172 to 3399 code for a protein of 1075 amino acids. Gene Ontology annotation, molecular function: D-type glycerophospholipase activity; phosphatidylinositol binding. Lineage: Eukaryota; Metazoa; Chordata; Mammalia; Rodentia; Heteromyidae. The record is from RefSeq and is a predicted model, not a curated record. Gene Ontology annotation, biological process: cell motility; regulation of microvillus assembly; intracellular signal transduction. The transcript has 27 exons.
CAGGACUGUGGGUUCCCUGUUUAUGUGAAUUCACAGAGUAAUCAAUUUUGUUCCCCCUCUCUUCCUCGGCUGUCAGCUGACCUGAGGAUUAGUUUCAUAGGAAGGAUUCUUUCUUUAGAAUAAUAUGGAGCGACUUCUUUUCCAGGGGCACCAGCUCGGCCUCACGUUAAAAUGUCGCUGAAAAACGAGUCCAGAGUAAAUACCUCUGCUCUGCAGAAAAUCGCAGCAGACAUGAGCAACCUGAUAGAGAAUCUGGACACUCGGGAGCUCCAUUUUGAAGGGGAGGAGGUGGAAUAUGAUGUGUCUCCUAGUGACCCCAAAACUCAGGAAGAAUGCAUCCCUUUCUCUGCUGUUUAUAAUACUCAAGGAUUUAAGGAGCCAAAUAUACAGACAUAUCUCACUGGCUGUCCAAUCAAAGCCCAAGUCUUAGAAGUAGAGAGAUUCACAUCUACUACUAAGGUACCUAGUACCAAUCUGUACACUAUUGAAUUAACACAUGGGGAAUUUAAAUGGCAAGUGAAGAGGAAAUUCAAACACUUUCAAGAAUUUCAUCGAGAGCUGCUCAAGUACAAAGCCUUUAUUCGAAUCCCUAUUCCCACCAGAAGGCACACUUUUAGAAGACAGAAUGUCAAAGGGGAGGGCCCUCGAGAGAUGCCCAGUCUGCCUCGUUCAUCAGAAAAUGGAAUCCGGGAAGAGCAUUUCUUUAGCAGAAGGAAACAACUGGAAGAUUAUUUGACAAAAAUACUGAAAAUGCCCAUGUAUAGAAACUACCAUGCAACAACAGAAUUCCUUGAUAUAAGCCAGCUGUCUUUUAUCCGUGAUUUGGGACCAAAGGGCCUAGAAGGAAUGGUCAUGAAAAGAUCUGGGGGACACAGAAUUCCAGGAUUGAACUGCUGUGGCCAGGGAAGGGCGUGCUACCGAUGGUCAAAAAGGUGGCUGAUAGUGAAAGAUUCCUUCUUACUCUACAUGAAACCCGACAGCGGGGCCAUCGCCUUUGUCCUGCUGGUGGACAAGGAGUUCCAGAUCAAGGUGGGGCGGAAGGAGACAGAAACCAAGUACGGCGUUCGAAUCGAUAAUCUUUCAAGGACACUUAUUUUAAAAUGCAACAGCUACCGACACGCUCGGUGGUGGGGAGGGGCCAUAGAAGAGUUCAUCCAGAAACACGGCACCAACUUUCUCAAAGAUCACCGAUUUGGAUCUUAUGCAGCCAUCCAGGAGAACACAUUAGCCAAAUGGUAUGUUAACGCCAAGGGAUAUUUUGAAGACGUGGCAAAUGCAAUGGAAGAAGCCAGCGAGGAGAUAUUUAUCACAGACUGGUGGCUGAGUCCAGAAAUCUUCCUGAAACGACCUGUGGUUGAAGGAAAUCGCUGGAGGCUGGACUGCAUUCUUAAACGAAAAGCACAACAGGGAGUGCGGAUCUUCAUCAUGCUUUAUAAAGAGGUGGAGCUUGCACUUGGAAUCAACAGUGAAUAUAGCAAGAAGGCGUUAAUGAGGCUGCACCCCAACAUAAAGGUGAUGAGGCACCCGGAUCAUGUGUCCUCCAGCGUCUACCUAUGGGCUCACCAUGAGAAGCUGGUGAUCAUCGACCAGUCCAUAGCCUUUGUGGGUGGCAUUGACUUGGCCUACGGGAGGUGGGAUGACCACGAACACAGACUGACCGAUGUGGGCAGCGUGAAGAGGGUCACUUCAGGGCCAUCCCUUGGCUCUCUCACGGUGGCAGUCACAGGGUCCAUGGACUCCCUCAGCCUCCAAGAUCGAGUGGACAGCCCUCCAGCCCUGCCCGUCCUCAGAAGUGCUGACGACGCAGACUCCAGACUGAAAGGGAUCGGGAAGUCCAGGAAGUUCUCCAAGUUUAGCCUGUACCGGCAGCUGCACCUACACCACCUGCACAACGCGGACAGCCUGAGCAGCGUGGACAGCGCCUCCAGUUAUCUUAAUCAUUACAGAAGUCAUCAGACUUUAAUCCAUGGUUUCAAGCCUCACUUGAAACUCUUCCGACCCUGCGGUGGGUCUGAGCAGGGCCUCACUAGACCCCGCCUUGACAGCGGCUCCAUCCGCAGCCUACAGACAGGUGUGGGAGAGCUACAUGGGGAAACCAGAUUCUGGCACGGCAAAGACUACUGCAAUUUUGUCUUCAAAGACUGGGUUCAACUGGAUAAGCCUUUUGCUGAUUUCAUUGACAGGUAUGCCACUCCACGCAUGCCCUGGCAUGACAUUGCCUCCGCCGUCCAUGGAAGGGCAGCUCGAGACGUGGCCAGGCACUUCAUCCAGCGCUGGAACUUCACCAAGAUUAUGAAACCAAAAUAUCGGUCCCUUUCUUAUCCUUUCCUGCUUCCAAAGUCUCAAACUACUGCCCACGAGCUGAGGUAUCAGGUUCCUGGAGCAGUACAUGCUACUGUGCAGUUGCUCCGCUCAGCUGCUGACUGGUCCGCUGGAAUCAAGUACCACGAAGAGUCCAUCCACUCUGCUUACAUCAGCGUCAUCCAGAGCAGCAAGCACUACAUCUACAUCGAAAACCAGUUUUUCAUAAGCUGCGCUGAUGACAAGGUUGUCUUCAACAAGGUGGGCGAUGCCAUUGUCCAGAGGAUCCUGAAAGCUCACAGGAAAGGCCAGAGAUACCGUGUGUAUGUUGUGAUUCCCCUCCUGCCUGGGUUCGAAGGAGACAUUUCAACUGGGGGAGGAAGUGCGCUGCAGGCGAUAAUGCAUUUCAACUACAGAACCAUGUGCAGAGGAGAAAAUUCUAUUGUUGGACAGUUAAAACCAAAACUUGGUAAUCAGUGGAUAAAUUACAUUUCAUUCUGUGGUCUUAGAACACAUGCCCAGCUUGAGGGAAAUCUAGUCACCGAGCUUAUCUACGUCCACAGCAAGCUUCUUAUCGCUGAUGAUAACACGGUCAUUAUUGGCUCCGCUAACAUCAACGACCGCAGCAUGCUGGGGAAGCGGGACAGUGAGAUGGCGAUCAUGGUGCAGGACACAGAGACAAUCCCUGCUGUGAUGGAUGGGAAAGAGUACCAGGCUGGCUGCUUCGCCCAUGCGCUUCGCCUGCAAUGCUUCAGGGUUGUCCUGGGCUAUCUUUCUGACCCAAGUGAGGACAUCCAGGACCCAGUGAGUGACAAAUUCUUCAAGGAUGUGUGGGUCUCAACAGCAGCUCGAAAUGCUACAGUGUAUGAUAAGGUGUUCCGGUGCCUUCCUAAUGAUGAAGUACACAAUCUAAUGCAGCUUCGGGACUUCAUAAGCAAGCCUAUCCUAGCCAGGGAAGAUCCCCUUCGAGCUGAGGAAGAACUGAAGAAGAUCCGCGGAUUCUUGGUCCAAUUCCCCCUUUAUUUCUUGUCUGAAGAAAACCUCCUGCCUCCUGUUGGAACUAAGGAGGCCAUAGUGCCCAUGGAGGUGUGGACCUAAGACAUAAGCAUGUUUGCUGCUCAUAGACUUCUGCUCUGAAGACUGCAUUACACACAGUACACACAGAGGCUUCAUGGGACCACACAGCCAGAGCCAGACCUGUUGCACUCCUGGAUCCUUAGGAAUGGCCGAGGAACACUCAGUCAUACACAUGCAAGGCCAGAAUUCAUUAGUAUAGAGUUUUCCACUCCAAUUCCUGUCCCAAUGAAAAGGACUUUAUUCUUAUUAGUAGUAUAGAAUCAAUGAUUUAAACCACAGGAGCAAAUUCCAUGAUAUAUACCAAAAUCCUUCUCCUUUGCUAGCCAGGAUCUAGCAGUUACUGGGGUCCAGGUUCCCUGCAUCUCAUUCUUCGCUAUCCCUCGUGUGUACAGCCACCCUCUACUGGAUCCGACUCAUCUCCUGGUCCACACUCACAGUGCUUGGGCUGUCAUUGUGUGAAACAAGCUGUAAGGUUUUUUCAAGAUUCCUUAAGGUUAUAAUGGAGCGGCCUUGUCCAGCUGGUUCUUACGCAGGAGUGUCCACACCCAACCAAUGACUUGGUCAGUGUUCCUUUUCACAUAGUACAGGGACAGGGCAGACUACACAGGAGGCCAGGCUGGGGAUAAUGUGGAUAGCCAUCCGGAUACCACAGAAUGACAGGAAGGAGCAUACCUCCCGUACAGCCAGAUUUCACCCUGUUGCCAAAGCCACUGCCAAGAUCGGUGCUUAUGACUAAGCACACUUGAUGAAAUUGGAAACCCUCGGGUAGGAUAUGGGUGUAUUGUAGUAACCAGAUAAAUCUCAGCAGGAGCCUUCAAAACUGCCUAGGUGUCCAUGAGAGUCUGGGCGAGAUAAGAAAGCUCCUUAGCAUCUCCCAGAUUCCCUUGCAGUCUUAGCUCCUGGCUUGAUUGAAAUUUGAAUUUCUUCAUUUCAGACUCAAAGCAGUGAAUGCAACUUGUCUUUGAAGAAAAGCUAUACUUAAUGACUUCCAGCAACUUAGCAUGAGUCCAUUUGACAGCCUUCUCAUGACGUUUCACCAAACAAAGUCACUGAUUAGAACCUAGGACUCCUUUGCUUGCAUGGUAAAAUAGGCCCCAACAUUCCACCAGGGAAGCUGAAGAAAUUGUGCACAUGGUUCAUCCCAUUGUCCUAGUCUAUGAACCAUUCUGGAAAGCCAUUUCCUCUGUCCAGAUGUUCAGGUACCUUUGAUAGACCAAAGGUCUGAGUUUACUAAGCAGACUUCUGACCACAUGAAGAGCUCAGGGGGUGCCCCAGAGGCUUGGGACUGGUACACAUGGUGCUGCUGUGGUGAUGGUGCGCAGAGAGAGAGAUUGCCAGGACAGGAUCUCCCUUAGGCUCUUCUUCAGAGCAAUCUCCCAGUCCCUGUUUUCAUGAGCUGAUAUUCCAGU